Molecule: messenger RNA, 6334 nt
Organism: Dromiciops gliroides (monito del monte)
Lineage: Eukaryota; Metazoa; Chordata; Mammalia; Microbiotheria; Microbiotheriidae
Gene: CDHR2
Product: cadherin related family member 2
Biological process (GO): adherens junction organization; cell morphogenesis; homophilic cell-cell adhesion
Cellular component (GO): plasma membrane; catenin complex; adherens junction
Molecular function (GO): cadherin binding; calcium ion binding
Source: RefSeq, a predicted model, not a curated record
CUGGGGACUUGCUUUAGAAGUAGAUGAGGCCUGGAACCCUUUAGGGCUAGCACUGACCUCUGCAAUACCCUAGAUGGGGAUCAGGUCAAGGCUGGCCAGCGUGACCAGGCACUGGGUAUAGAGAAACAAGUGUGGCUCAAGAGCGGUAAUCGGUAGGGAAAGACAUUACAUGAUCAUAGGAUUUAGAGUUGGAAGGAGUUUUAGUCUCGCUUUAAAGAUGAGAAAACGGGCUCAGAGAGGUACUGUGACUUGCUCAGAGUCACACAGCAAGUUAGUGGAAGAAUUUGGAUUUGCACCAAAAUCUUUUGACCUCAAAUCCAGGGCCGUUUGGGGGAAGCUGCUAGAACUUUAUCUUUUACUUUCUUCGUCAUCCCAGGAGAGGGCAUAGACCCCAGCCACUCCUCCAGGUUGCCCCAGGACAGGAUGGCCUGGAGCCUGCUGAUCCUCCUGCCCUGUCUCUUGGUCUCUGUUCAUGGAAACUCGGCUCCAAGUUUCACCAGAAACAUGACUGUAGUUACCCUAUCUGAAGACAUGCCUGUGGGGCAUACAGCUUUCUGGAUUACAGCCACGGACCCAGAUAAUGACCCUCUGACCUAUGAUAUGAGUGGUCGUUAUUCCUAUUUCUUUGGGGUCAACAAGAACACAGGGGAGGUGGACCUGAGCAGUCCUUUGGACUAUGAGACAUUGUACGUUUUCUCUGUCACCAUCUAUGUGUGGGAUAACAUAAAUCCACAGGUGCAGAAAGAGCUACAAAUCGUCGUGCUUGAUGUAAAUGACAAUGAUCCAGUCUUCCAGGAUACACCCUAUUUUACUAGCAUCAAUGAGACCCUGCCUGUGGGCUCUCAGGUUUACACAGUGAGAGCAGAAGACCCGGACACAGGGUUAGGUGGCCUGGUGAACUACACCAUUCUUGAGGUCAUCCCCAAUACUAAAGGAAACCAGCUCUUCUCCAUCUUGUUAAACGGCACCAUCAUCCUUGAGGGUCCCCUCAGCUACAACAACAAAAGCACAUUCUACCAACUGAAACUGCAGUCCUGCGACCAAGAUACGGUUAAACCACGGUGUUCCCAACCAGUCUUCCUGUCAAUCACAGUGAUUGACCUUCCAGAUCUGGACCCACAGUUUCUUCAGGAGCCUUACACAGCUUCAGUAGGAGAAGAUGCAAAAGUGGGUACCUCAGUGUUGACCUUGAAGACUACGGAUGGAGACAAAGGCAUUAAUGAUCCGGUCAAAUUCUCUAUCACUAAUUUUACAAGGCCUUGGUUCAGCAUCGGGGAGGAUAAUGGGAUUAUCACGGUGAGAAGUCCUUUGGAUCGGGAACUACUGUUAGAUGAGGAUGAAGAGGUGCUCUUGGAGGUUACGGCCACAGAGACCCCAUCUCAACAUUAUGGGCAAGAGGCAAGGCCACGCUGGGUGACCAUAACGGUGAAAGAUGUUAAUGAUCACAAUCCCCAAUUCUACAACUGCGUCUUGCCUAACUGUGAUUUCUCUGAUGAUACGGUGGUAUCCAAUUUUAGUGGCUAUGUGGCUGAACACUCUUCUACCCGGGUGCCCAUUAGCAACUACAUGGUGGCUUAUGAUCCAGACAAGGGCCUCAAUGGCACUUUCCUGCUCUCCCUGUCUGGCCCUUGAUCACACGGCUUUUGCUGUGUCCCCUGAAGGGUGGCGAAUACAGGAGAGGUACCAGUGUUGGUUCAGCAGCCUAACCUUGUGGAUUUUGAGCUGAAGCAGAUAAUGGAGGUGGAGGUCAUAGCCAAUGACUCUAACAGCCACAUGAUCACUGCAAAGGUAACAAUCUUCGUGGAGGAUAUUAAUGACCAUGCUGAGUUUGAAAGAGCCUGUACAAUUCUCUAUGUAUAUGAGCACUGCCAGGAUGGCACGGUGGUUACCAGCGACAUAAGUGCGGAUAUCUUUCAGGUGAACUCCACCUCUGGAGUGAUAACAGUGAAGAAUGGCAGCCUACUGGACCGGGAACUGCAAUCUGUCUACUACCUCACACUGCAGGCCACAGAUGGAGGUAACCUCACAGGCUCCACCCUCCUGCAGAUCAUCCUGCAGGACAUCAAUGACAAUGCCCCUGUGGUUAGAGGUUCCUACGACAUCUUUGUCAAGGAGAUGACGGACAAUGUCUCAGUGACCAUCCAGGCCUAUGACAAUGAUGAACCCAACACUAACAACAGUGAGAUCCGUUUUAAACUCCUGCCUGGGCCAUAUAGUGACAACUUCACCUUGGACUCAGUCACUGGAUUACUGACAAACCAGGGGCCCCUGGACCGUGAGGCCAUUGACCCCAAGCUGGAGGGAAAAAUUGUGCUGACUGUCUUCGUCUAUGACCUAGGAGUUCCCUCACUCAACACCACAGUCAAUGUCACCAUCAACGUAGAGGAUAUCAAUGACAAUAUACCUGUGUUCAAUCGUAUCACUUAUGAGUUCUACGUAAAAGAAAGAGUGAUGGGUGCAUACUUGGGUUUUGUGGAGGCCUGGGACGCCGACCAGACAGAUGUCAACAACCGUGUCACCUUCAGUCUGACUGGGGAUGGAGCCAGCAACUUUGAGAUCCGCUCCAUCUUCCUGGGCUCAGGCUGGAAUCAGGGGAACGUGUCCCUGGUCCCAGAUGUGAGCCUAGACUAUGAGAGGCCACCCAGCAACUUCACAUUGACUGUGCUGGCACAGAAUGCAGCUGAGAACAAAGGGACAGGGUCUGCCACGGUGUUGGUGAUCACGAAAGAUGUGAAUGAUGAAGCCCCAAGCAUCCUGGCAUCCUCUUUGCAGGAGGUCCAUGUAUUUGAGCACGAAGAGAAGGAUGAUGAGCUUGUGGCUCACGUGGAGGCCCAGGAUCCUGACACAAAUGCCUCGUUGGAAAUCCGUCUUCAGAACAUAAGCUGCUUCAAAAAGGGGGUUAGCGUGGGUACUGUGUGCCAAGACUGGUUCAAAUUGGUCUCCAAUGGUAGUGUCUAUAUCAAUAACGGCUUGGCCAUCGACUAUGAAGUCUGCGACCUCGUCAGAUUGCUCGUCCAGGCCUGGGAUCUCAAUACAGCUGAGGGCUUCCCUGCCAACAGCCCCAAUGAGACUCUACCCAUCGCCAUCUUGGAUGUGAAUGACCACCCACCCCAAUUCCUGCCUUUGGAUGAGACAUUUGUAAUUGUACCAGAAGUUCUUUCUCUGAAUCAGCAAGUGGCUUCUGUGAAGGCCACAGUUAUGGAUGAUGGCGUCAAUGCAGUCCUCUCCUUCUUCAUUGAUGAAGUGGAAUUCUCUCCAAGAUGGUUCCAGAGCCCUCUCUGGAGAAACUGUUCCGAAUCAAGUCUUCAUCCGGAGGGCGACAUAUACACAGGCAGCGUAGAGGUGAUGACUUCCCUUGACAGUUCCCUCCAGGGAACCUACAAGCUAACAAUCAGGGUCCAAGAUAACCCUACUACCAAUGCCCCUUUGACAGCAACCACCUCCCUGAAUAUCUUCACUGUGGAUCAGAGCCAUCGCCUACGUCUUCAGUUCUCAACAGAUGCAGCAGAAGUGGGAAAAAAUGCUGAUGAAAUCAAAAUUGCCCUGAUAGAAGCAACCAAGACUACAGUCUACAUCGUAAGCAUCAAGGACCUUGAAUCCUCAACCUUAAGAGCUAAGGGCAUAUCUUAUAUGGAUGCCUAUUUUGUGUACAGCAAUGGAACAGCCUUGGACCUCAGUAAUCUCAACAUAUUCAUCCGGAGUGACUCGGAGGUGUUAUCCAAACUGCUACAACUUGGGUUGGUGGUGAUCGGUUCUGGGGAGGAGACAAAGCAAGACAAGGAGAAGGAGCUCCUCAGCAUCAUUGCUGGGCUGGGGGGUGUCUUGAUCAUUCUUAUCAUCAUCAUGGCCACAUCGUUGGUGUGCACCAGGAAGAGCUACAACAGGAAACUUAGAGCCGUGAAAGCUGCUAAAGAGGCCAAGAAGACAAGCUCUGGACUCACCCUUCAGGGCCCUGGAAUCCCUGGGACAAACCUGUUUAAUUCAGAGAAAGCCAACCCCAUGCUCAAUCUCUCUUCGAUGGAUCUGGGCUUUGAAUCUCUUUCCUCCCAUAAUGACGAUGAUGUUGCCAGCAUCAACUCCCUGGAUGAAAACAAGGUGGAUUCCGACAUGGACAAGGUCAUGGACAUGGACCAAGGGAAGAAGCACGAGGAAAAACCAGAUUUGGACACUGAACCGCUGACCGAAGUGCUGAAGUCUGGAAAGGGCAAAAACAAAGAAAAGGACAAGAUGGUGCUGAAAUUGGGUGACGUCAACAGGGCUCUGGAUACCACUGACCUCUGAUUCUGCCUAUACCACAUGCCACCCUCCCACCCCACCCCUCUCUCACUCCUCCUCCCCCCAGAGCAGGUAUCAUGAGCCCUAACCUGUUGGUGACCUACAUGACAAUUUGUGAGUCCGGACCCAUCUGCCUUUGGGAUGAAGAGCCACUGAGACUCAGUGUUUCACUGUUGUCUUUUCUCUCAUUCACCUUACCUGUGUGUACCUCAGGACUGGUGGCUGGCCUCAGCAUGUGUCUAUAAUAAAUUAAUUCUCUUGUAUGCCUAGUAUAGUUUCUCUUCCUUCAUCUUGCUUUCUACCCCCACCCCCAAUUCAAUCCAUCAGGUCUCAAGUUUGGGGAAAUAUUUUAUUACCAAUGUACAGGUUGACAAAUUGUACCUCAAAACAAUGGGCAGGGGGAGUUGGGGUAGGACAGUUGUCAGGCACUGGAAUGAGCAGUUACGGUUCAGUCACUACAGAUAAUAGGGCGAACUCACACCACACCCAGGAGACAAGAGAGGACAAGUAAGGGAAAGGAGAGAAGUGAGGAGAACCCAGGACAGGGAGUGAUUUCAUUGAAGGAGGUGUGGGAUAUCUUUAAAAGGAUAGCUGCCUUUGCUCAGGGCUUAGGGGUUUUAUCAGUUUUGAAUCCUGACCGGUUUAUUCCCCAACCAAUUUGUUAUCUUACUUUGACCCCUGACUAGUCUGUCCCUCCCUGACCCAUGAACCUUUUCCUGUCUGUGAACCCCUACUUGUUAGUAACUCUAGACUGUCUACAUUCUCAUAAUUCAUCUAUGACCCAUUAUAAGCUUAUAACAUGCUUAACAUAUUCCUCUCACUGCCUGUGACCUCUGGCUUGUGACCCCUUAGCCAGUUUAUAACCCCUGGCACCUGUAUGGGAGCUAUCUAUGAGCCUCCCCCUCAGUGGCCUUGGGCACAGCAACCUGGGGGAACCAGGCUGUCUUAAUAGCAGCUCCCUUUAAAUGUCCUAGGCAUUUAGAAAUAAAUUUUAAUUGGAGAAAACAGGGGAAGGUUUGGGGAGUUUCCCAGCCUCUCUAAUCAGGAGGAAAUGGAGGUCAGAAGAAACAUCUGGUGCCUCCCAGUCCAAACUUUGUAGCAUAGACUCAGAAUAGGUAAGAGGCCAUUCUAGGCCCUAUCUGCUCCUUCAGGGGUUCUGCCAUCAGCUUCUACAUCCCAUUCUUUGAAUAUGCCAGAUGUGGCCUGGCUGCUGAGAGAUUCAGAAAUGGGGACAUAUUGGCCAUUAGGGAAAUACUGGUAGCUUUGAGGCAGUGUACUUGGGGACUUACACACUCAGAGCCUCACACACUUGAGACCUUACACACUUGCUUGAGGUCAUGCAUCAGGGCUCCCCACAUGCAUAAAGACCUUGCUACCCAAUCGUCCCUAUUUCUCAUGCAUUGCCCCAUCUAGGGCCCUGUGUGAGAGGCAGUGUGGUACUGGGUUUGGAAUCAGGAGACACCUGGCUUCCAAUCUUGCCUCUGACACUUCCUCCCUGUGAGACUCAGGGCAAGUUACUUAGCUCUCUGAGAUUGUUUCCUCACGUGUAAAAUGGAGAUGAUAAUAUCUGUGGUCCCUUCUACCUCACAGGGCCACGGUGAGGGCCAAGAGAGGUCAUAGAUGUGAAAUACUUUGCCAACUUUAGAGCACAAGAAUAUGAAUGCCAGCUAUUAUCAAGGUGUUGUGGUCCCAGGGUAGCAACCACAGACUCUCUUCUCCCCUCACUACCUUUGGGGAGGGGGCAAACCUGGGAUCCAGAGGACUGACUGGAUCCAAGGCUACCUCCAAGAUGGGGAGAAGAGAGCCUGGAAGGCUAGUUGGGCAUUGGGAUCAGAGACACACCAGGGGCAGGUACUGGGGAAAAGGGAAGUGGGGAAGGUACCUGGGGCCCAGGCUGGGGGUUCAGGUUGAAUGGGUUCCCACUGGCCCCUGGGCUGUUUAGUUCCUUGGUGAACCCAUUCCUCCAGGACUGAGGGAGGCAAAAGGGAGACCCCAGGCACAGUGGGCAGGGAUGACUCUGGGUUGGCCCAAGGACCUGCCCUAGGUAAUUUGGGAUCAG